GGGCAGUGUAGUGCGAUAGGGGUAGGGCAGUGUAGUGCGAUAGGGGUAGGGCAGUGUAGUGCGAUUGGGGCACGGCAGUGUAGUGCGAUAGGGGUACGGCAGUGUACUGCGAGUGGAUUUUCCCCAAUUUCUUUUCCAUUCAUCUCGGCAUGGGCGGGCAGUCAGCCGAAACGCUGAAGCUGCUCUGCAGUCUCCCUGGCAUUGAGCAGACCAUCCUAACCCAGUUGCAGGCAAUCACGGCACACGUCAGCGAGUCAAGAAACCGAGAAGCGUGCCUAAAUCGGCGUAUUAACGAGCUCGCAGCCCAAACGAGCCCACACCAGACCAAACGAAGCUUGCUAACACCAGCACGAACAGUACACUACUUGCUAUCAUGGAGUGUGGCUGGUGCACUGUUCAUGCUCAUGUUUUCUAGCAGUGUACGGUCUCGUCUGCUCCGAAGGAGAACCAAAACGAGGUGCGGAUCUGUCCAACAACGCCAUGCAUGAAGCUACAAAUAUGACACUAAGCAGCGGUUUGACCAGAGUACGCCGUAUCCGCAUCAGCCUCUGUGGUCAGUUUGGAACCGGCAAGACGAGCCUGGCGGAUUCGCUCAAGAACAAACAGUUCGUGGACAAGAGCGCAAGUACACCGGCACUUGCUGUUGAUCAUGACAAUGUGCACCACGGAUCAGGAAACCUGACGGAUUGAAAGUUCCAUGCUGCAUUCCUCUAUACUCUGGACAUCCUUGUCCAGGCUAAAGAUCUUGAGAAGAAACACCAGCAACGGGAACAAGAAGCGGCAAUCCCGAAGCGAGCUGGGUCUACAGGCCUCCAGCGUACGGGAACAGCAACGCAAGAGGCAGCAUCACCAGCUGCAAAGCAAACGUUAAAACUUGGCAAAGGUCCAGAAGCAGCACCCAGCUCAGCUGAAUUGACACAGAGCCUCAUCAAUGUCAUCUUGGAGAACCAAGAGCUGAUGCGAGACAUUGGAGAAGAAGAAGUCGUGGUGUCCAUCUGGGAUUGCGGCGGCCAAUCAAUCUUCUCAAGCCUGCAGCACUUCCUAAUGGGUAAAGAUUACGUCAUCUAUAUAUUCUCUGUUUCAACGCCUCAGAAAACUUCCAGCUCACCAAACAGCAGAACUACUGGAAGUGGUCAGGGAGUACACUGUCUGAAAUGACUCUGGACGUACCGGAGGAGCUGGAGAACAUCGACCACAUUCGGCACUGGCUAACAGCCAUCCACUUUGCCAGAAACCCAGGCAAGGCUGUGGGAAGCGAGGCGUUCGACUACCCGCCUGUGAUAUUGGUGGGGAACUUUGCCGACAAGCUGUCGACAGAUAGGACACUUUCGGAGCACAAGGUUGAUACCUUCAAGAAGCUGGGAAAGCUCUGCCGCCGGUCACCAACUUUCCAGGGUAUGCUUGAGAGCGAUGACAUUGAUCCCGCAGGGUUGUUCCUUGUGGACAACCACGAGUCCGGAGCUUCUCAAGAAGUUCAAGGAAUCCGAAAGAAGCUACAGGAUGCUGUUUCAUCGGUGCUGGCAAACAAGAAGAUUCCGACGGAAUGGGUUCGCUUUGAGAUGAUACUGGAGUAUCUCAAGAAACAACCCGCCCAGGAUGGCUACACAACACGAGGAUGGAUGCAGACACUGGUGGAGAAGGCCUGCAAGAUCCAGGAUGACUCCGGCAUGGACGGUGCUCCAUCCGAAUUUGAGCGUCUUCUUCGGUUCUACAACGACCUACGUGUCAUCAUCUAUCGGCCGGCAAACAAGAACUCGCCGCAGCCUGAUGACAUCAUCUUCCACAACACACAGUGGCUCAUCAGGCAGAUCAACGUCCUCGUCUUUGCCCAUAUGUACCCGGUCGAACCCGGCGGAGGUGAUGGCAGGACGGCAAAGGAAGCAGGGGCAGCAGAAACGCAGUGGCGCGACUAUCUGUGGAAAGAGGGUAUAGCACGCCGGCAACUAAUGGAGUGUGCCUGGAAAGCAGUCAAAAGAGAGGUUCGUAACAAGAUGCUGGAUGUGAUGGUCGACUGGGAUUUUCUGUACAAAUUCGGAGAUGCCUCGCAUGCAAAGUACUUCAUCCCAUCAGCUCUUCAACGUCGACCGCCGAAGAAAAUCGAGGAGGCCCUGCGCAGCUUCCAGCAGGACAAUGAGCCAAACGACGUCAGCUUCUCCACAGCUGACACACCGUUACUGAUCAUGGUUCAGCCACCAGGCAAGGCUCAUGAAGACUUCCUAGGCUACAAGUAUCCCGUUGCGGACACACCGAUGCCACACAGCUCCUACUUCAAGCUACUUGUACGGCUCAUGAGAAAGUGGGAGGUUACAAAUACCGACCGGAGUCACUGUGAGCUCACCUACAACACAGCCAGGUUUCGGCUGUGGCUGCCGAAGCAGCUCCGUGACCAGUUCCCAGGCAAGGUGGAAAUCUUCUUGGCUCACUACGACUCGUCAGGUGCGUCAGAGUCCCGGCCUUGCUACCUGCUGCAUCAGGCAUGGGUAUGCCACCAGCUAGCAGGGGUAUGUGAUCUAUUGCCGGCAGUUUGACCGCGAUCUCGUCUGUCUCUGUCUGUUGACAGAUGCAGUACUAUUAUUAUUAUUCCCUCAAAUGAUGACGUAGGUUAUUCCUGCGUGGAACAAACGCUUCCUGCCGAACUUGACACUAAGUUCCCUCAAAUGAUGAAUAUUUUUAAACAAUCGCGACUUGAUAGUUUUGAUUGCACUACAGCAAUGCCAUGGUGGCAGCAAUUCCAGAAUAAUUUCUUCUUGAUGACAUUGAUGUUGUUUCCCAGCGCAAACAUACAGCAAUUUUGGCAUUAUAAUUCAACCCUUUUAUCAAUUAUCCACAGACUUUUUCCGUGUUAAAUACCCUUGACAAAUGAAUAUUUUUUUAUCAAUACUUUUGAAUUCCUUGACCCUGUCGUGCAUUUCAAUAUCAAGAAUUCACGUGACAUACCACACUGUUUGUGAACGAAAGAUCAGUGGAAACACAAUCCAUACGA
Sycon ciliatum is the source of this 2983-nucleotide messenger RNA. RefSeq lists its product as uncharacterized. The transcript is spliced from 3 exons. Lineage: Eukaryota; Metazoa; Porifera; Calcarea; Leucosolenida; Sycettidae. Bases 1155 to 2528 code for a protein of 457 amino acids. The record is from RefSeq and is a predicted model, not a curated record.